This is a messenger RNA of Beta vulgaris subsp. vulgaris (sugar beet), 429 nucleotides long. RefSeq lists its product as uncharacterized. NCBI's taxonomy places the organism in Eukaryota, Viridiplantae, Streptophyta, Magnoliopsida, Caryophyllales, Amaranthaceae. The transcript has a single exon. Bases 1 to 429 code for a protein of 142 amino acids. The record is from RefSeq and is a predicted model, not a curated record.
AUGGAGGAUAUUAGGAAUCGUAUGGGAUAUUGUGCUUUGAGUGAUAUAAAGAGUUAUGGGAACUUUUAUACAUGGAACAACAAACAGUUUGGUAGGCAAAGAGUAAUUUCAAAGUUAGACAGAGUCAUGGCCAAUAGUAGUUGGCAAACAAUUUUUUCAUCAGCUGAGGUGUGUUUUCAAAAUAAGGGAGAGUAUGAUCAUUCUCCUGCAUUGAUAAAUGUGUAUCCAAAGGAAGAUUCAGGAGAGAAACCUUUUAGAUACUAUAGAAUGUGGAAGGUUGCACCACAGUUCACAAGUAUGGUAUCUCUGGCUUGGAAUCAGGACAUACAUGGUACAAAAAUAUAUGUCAUUAUGACGAAAUUCAAACUGGUGAAAGUGGCUUUGAAAGAGUUGAACAAGCAAGGUUUUUCAGAAAUCCAUUCAGCAUAA